Molecule: messenger RNA, 696 nt
Organism: Cariama cristata (Red-legged seriema)
Lineage: Eukaryota; Metazoa; Chordata; Aves; Cariamiformes; Cariamidae
Gene: ARSG
Product: arylsulfatase G
Exons: 5
Molecular function (GO): arylsulfatase activity
Source: RefSeq, a predicted model, not a curated record
AUGGGGACCCCCUCCCCGUGGGCAGUGCUGGUGAUGGCUGCGGUGCUGGCAGGACUCUUGGCUCCCCGUGCGGCGUACGGGCAGCCCAACUUCAUCGUCAUCCUGGCAGAUGAUGUGGGCUGGGGGGAUCUGGGGGCCAACUGGGCAGAGACAAAGGAGACCCCGCAUUUGGAUGAGUUGGCUGCCGAAGGGACAAGGUAAUGUCUGUCACCCUCCCCGGCCCAAGCAGCCCUGGGUACUCCACCCAGCNNNGCCUCUCUGCUCACGGGGCGCCUUGGCGCACGCAAUGGGGUGACCCACAACUUCGCCGUCACGUCGGUCGGCGGCCUCCCCCUGAACGAGACCACCCUGGCUGAGGUCCUGCGGGAGGCUGGGUACAGCACGGGGGCUAUAGGCAAGUGGCACCUGGGACACCACGGCCACCAUCACCCCAGCUUCCGCGGCUUCGACUACUACUUUGGGAUCCCCUACAGCCACGACAUGGGCUGCACGGACACCCCCGGAUACAACCUGCCCCCCUGCCCGCCCUGCCCGCGGCACGGCGCAGCUGCCAGGGUGGCGAGGAAGGACUGUUACACCGAGGUUGCCCUUCCUCUCUUUGAGAACGUCACCAUCGUCCAACAGCCCGUCAACCUCAGCAGCCUGGCAGCGCGCUACGCCGAGGAGGCGGCACAGUUCAUCCGGCGGGCGAGGUGA